AUGGACUCCUCCCAGCAAAGUAUUGCUGCCGACGACGAAACCAAGUGUCGACUGGAGGAAGCUCGUGAUGGAGAGAACGGCUUGCAUGAAGGGGAGAACGGCCAGGCUGAAGAGUUCCACGACGCGGAGGAGCAAAACGGACACCAUAAACAAGAGCACGAUAGCCACGACAACAAUCAUCACCACCACCAUCACCACCAUCACCUCCGGUUACCGUUUCACCACCAUCAGCACACGCCCGAAGAGGAGGCAGCUAAGGUGGAAGAGCUCCGCGCGGCCAUCGGGCCCGUCGACGGCGCAAUCGCGCUCUUCUGCACGGACGCGUGUCUGCGCCGCUACCUGCGCGCGCGCAGCUGGCACGUGAAGAAGGCGGAGAAGAUGCUCCUCGAGACCAUAGCGUGGCGCCGCGCUUACACACCGGAACGGAUCCGCUGGGCUGACGUGGCGAAAGAGUCGGAGACGGGCAAGGUGUACCGCGCGCCUUUCACGGACAAACUCGGGCGACCCGUACUCGUCCUGUGCCCUGGCAAACAGAACACGGACGACCACGAGGGCAACAUCCGGCAGAUGGUGUACUGCAUGGAGAACGCGGUGCAGAGCCUGCCAGAGGGCGUGGAGCAGAUGGUGUGGAUCAUCGACUACAAGGGCUUCACGCUGCGCAAGUCCCCGCCCAUGAAGACGUCCCGCGAGGUGCUGCACAUCCUGCAGAACCACUACCCCGAGCGGCUUGGAGCGGCCAUUCUCUUUGACCCGCCGUACAUCUUUCAAGGGCUCUGGAAGGUGAUUCGCCCGUUCAUUGACCCAGUGACCUUUCAGAAAAUCAAGUUUGUGUACCGAAAGAGUGCGCCGUCCCUUAAAGUAAUGGAGGAGCUUUUUGACACCUCACUGCUUGACCCUGCACUGGGAGGGAAAGGGGAUGCCUAUGUGUAUGACCAUGUGGCAUACUCCUCUCGCAUGGAGGCUGAUGAUGAGCGGACGGCCAAAUUGUGGGAGCUUGAUGGGAUUAAUGGGGCUGCCAGUGGUUCAGAAACCGCUGCAGCCUUGGCACAACGUAACCGCAUUCCUGUGUGCGAGAAUCGUCGCCAGAAUUCGUGCAACCCUGGUUUCUCCUCUCUUUUGGCACUUGGCUGUUUGGCUCUCUCUCGCCUCACCCUCGUUCCCCCAACAGCACUUUCGCAUCUUCAGAGUAGUCGGAACAUCAUGGCGGCUGCUCCUCUUCGGAAGCCUGUUUUUACGAAGAUCGACCAGCUACGGCCAGGGACAACUGGUCACAACCUAACAGUCAAGGUUGUGAAUUCUAAAAUUGUCCUCCAAAGGCCCAGGCAAGAGGGGACCCAGAUGCGGAGUAUGCGGAUAGCUGAAUGCAUUGUAGGAGACGAGACGGGGGUGAUUGUCUUCACCGCACGGAAUGAGCAAGUGGACGUUCUUAAGGAGGGCGCAACAGUAAAUCUCCGCAACGCAAAGAUUGACAUGUUUCGUGGCUCCAUGCGCCUUGCCGUGGACAAGUGGGGUCUUGUGGAGCCCACAGAAGACGCAUCCUUUAAGCCUAAGGAGGACAAUAACCUCUCUCUUGUUGAAUACGAGCUGGUCAACGUUGUUGAUGAAUAG
This is a messenger RNA of Closterium sp. Yama58-4, 1608 nucleotides long. The record is from the annotation of a GenBank genome assembly. Lineage: Eukaryota; Viridiplantae; Streptophyta; Zygnematophyceae; Desmidiales; Closteriaceae.